This is a messenger RNA of Sorex fumeus (smoky shrew), 310 nucleotides long. RefSeq names its product cystatin A (gene CSTA). Gene Ontology annotation, molecular function: cysteine-type endopeptidase inhibitor activity. Bases 14 to 310 code for a protein of 98 amino acids. The record is from RefSeq and is a predicted model, not a curated record. Lineage: Eukaryota; Metazoa; Chordata; Mammalia; Eulipotyphla; Soricidae. Gene Ontology annotation, cellular component: cytosol. The transcript has 3 exons.
GCAAUUAGCCAAAAUGAUACCUGGAGGCUUAACUGAAGCCAAACCUGCCACUCCAGAAAUCCAGGAGAUUGCUAAUGAGGUUAAAUCACAGCUGGAAGAAAAAACAAAUGAGACUUAUGAAGAAUUUAAAGCUGUAGAAUACAAAACUCAAGUGGUUGCUGGAGUUAAUUACUACAUUAAGAUUCAAGUCAGUGAAGAUGUUUAUAUUCACAUCAAAGUAUUCAAAAGUCUUCCUCAAGAAAAUCAGACUUUGAAACUCACUGGUUACCAGACUGACAAGAGCAAGGAUGAUGAGAUAACAGGUUUUUAG